AUGCUUACUCUCGAUGAGCUUGCUGCGAUCAAAAAGAAGCUCGAUCAAUGGAGGACUCUAUUGCCUGAGAUAUUCCAGCCAGAGAAAGUUGCGCUACCAUCUCACCUGAUGUUACAGUACGUGGCUUCGCCUUUCAUAGCACAAUUGAUUGUGAAGGCGGAAAGUGUGGAAAAAUCCAAGGCGGCGGCCCUGUGGCCAGAAAGUGGCCCCCAAUCAUUUCUCCAUGAAGCCCGCGUCAUGCUUGAGACAGCCUGUUGCAUAUACUAUGCACGGCACGGUCACCACUACCAUAAUGGUACACUCCUGGCAGUUCAGCUGCAGAGCGCAAUGAGUCCUCAGGACCUGCAGUUGGUUUGCACACAUGUGAAAGCAGCGGGCAUGAGCAAAUCGGAACAGUUGCUGGUGGCGGAGCAUUCUCAAAGCCAUUGGCCCCUAUCAGGCAAAGUGGCGGAUGAUGAAGAUCCAGAAAAAGUGAAAUUGAAAACGUUACUGGAGGGUCUUGAGGAAAAUCAGCUUUAG
This is a messenger RNA of Bipolaris zeicola 26-R-13, 519 nucleotides long. RefSeq lists its product as uncharacterized. Bases 1 to 519 code for a protein of 172 amino acids. The transcript is spliced from 3 exons. Lineage: Eukaryota; Fungi; Ascomycota; Dothideomycetes; Pleosporales; Pleosporaceae. The record is from RefSeq and is a predicted model, not a curated record.